UACGACGUUGCCUCCGCAACCUAAACCUGCAAUCAUCAAGCAAGAACCUAGGGAUUAAAAGUCUUCAUACAGACAUGACUUUUUUGGAUUUAGUCUCUAUACAUACAUAUAUACUUCAGAUAUCAAGUCAAAGAAUUGGCGUACCUCUUACUAUUUGAAUUUUCCAUACGAACAUAGCUCGGAACAUGGAGUACUCUUUGCCACUCGUCCGGGGUCUCAAUCCUUCCUUCCUUGCCAGUGAAGUGACCAUCGACGUUCUCAUUGACAACUCAACCGCCCUUGAUAUCCUGACUUCGAAAAUAUUCAUUGCACUUCAAUUUUCUGGAGGGAUAGGAAUGCUUCUCCUCCUUCGUUCUCGGACAUGGUACAGCUUCUGCAUAUCUUGGAUGAUCUCAAGCUUCUCAUACUGCCUCCUAUUCUUUGCUAUGAAACAAUUCAAUCCGAAUCAGAAACCAUCGUAUGGGCUGUGUUUGACACAAGCUGCACUGGUUUACUCCAGCCCUCCUCUAACAGGAGCAACGACAUUUUCCCUGCUUCUAGAGGUCUGGUUAAUGUUCCGUUUCGCAGCUUCAGGAAAGCGCAGUGUUGGAAGUAAAGUCAUGGUCUCUUUAUUGAUAGCACCAUAUGUGCUCUGGGUACUAUUGACAGUUGGAUUUCUCAUUCUUGGUGGAGUCAAUCCAUCCUUAGUUCAACGAGACCUCGCAUCGGCCCCGUACUGUGUCCUCAACAAUCCUGCUCCGUAAGUCUUCCACAUGCAGUGUUUGAAUUCUCGAACAAGAGUUUCGUAAUAACUACAAUAUGCACAGUCCCAUCCUAGU
Lentinula edodes (shiitake mushroom) is the source of this 818-nucleotide messenger RNA. RefSeq lists its product as uncharacterized. The record is from RefSeq and is a predicted model, not a curated record. The transcript is spliced from 6 exons. Bases 186 to 743 code for a protein of 185 amino acids. NCBI's taxonomy places the organism in Eukaryota, Fungi, Basidiomycota, Agaricomycetes, Agaricales, Omphalotaceae.